AUGGAGAUCGUUGAUCAGCGAGAUGAUAUCUUUGACGCCUUCAACCUAGUGAGAGGCCCGCUUUUAGGUCGUGGCAGCUCAGGAGAGGUUGUUCUGGCCUCGGCCAAACACGAUAUGUCCUUGAAAAUGGCAGUCAAAAUAAUAUCUCUCGAGAGGCAGCAAUGGGAAAACCAGUUCGACGAAGAAGUCACUUUUCUUCGCCAACUACGCCAUCCACAUAUCUUGAAGAUCGUAGCUUCGUCGUGGAAUGCAGCCUAUGGCUUCAUUGUGAUGAACUACUACCAGAACGGGACACUUUACGACACCAUGUCAGGACCUGUCAAAGGACCGAGGAUGCUCAGACACACCCUGGAUGUGGACCGUGCCAUUCUCGGAGACUUCGGGCUGGCGAUACGAUUGAGGGACAGCGAGACCAUGGUGGUGGAGUGGGUGUCUACACCCGGCUUUUACGGACCCGAGACGCCCAUGUGCCCAUUCAAGCUGGACAUGUACAGCCUUGGAAUCACCAUGUGGGUGCUUAUCUAUAAACGACACACCAUCGACCUCGACCCGCUAGCCUCAACAGACAACUGCAGCAACAUAAAGGAACCUUACAGGAGGAUCCUACUCCAACUGCUGCACGAGGAACCCCGUCAACGCUGGAGCGCCGCAGAUUUGUUGAGGUUCAGCGCAUGGAAUUCUCUCCGCGCACCACAGCAGCUGAGCACUCACUAG
This is a messenger RNA of Aplysia californica (California sea hare), 714 nucleotides long. Its product is annotated as LRR receptor-like serine/threonine-protein kinase ERECTA. Gene Ontology annotation, cellular component: cytoplasm. Gene Ontology annotation, molecular function: protein serine/threonine kinase activity; ATP binding. The record is from RefSeq and is a predicted model, not a curated record. Lineage: Eukaryota; Metazoa; Mollusca; Gastropoda; Aplysiida; Aplysiidae. The transcript has 3 exons. Gene Ontology annotation, biological process: protein phosphorylation. Bases 1 to 714 code for a protein of 237 amino acids.